UAUGAAUUAGAUAAAUAAAAGAGUAACAUUACAUAAAAAGUAGAUCCUCCCCGACAUACAAAGUAGAUAGUAUAUUAUAUUGAAAUAUAUAUACGAGUGGUGCAAAUUGCUACAAAAAUCAAUGUAGCAAACCAAAACAGUAUCAAGAUCAUAAAUUGCUUUAAGCCAGAUUGCUACUAAUUAUGGUCCAGGCUAAAUGCAUUUUGAAAAUCACUCUGACAUGGAAAGAGCCAGUCCAGUUUCCUGUAUUAAGUUGGAUGAAGCGCUGAAGAGCAUCGACGCCUAACGAUUCAUCAAUGGCGGUGGCGUCGGAGGUAGUGCACGAUGGCAGUCUAGACGAGACUGGAGCUCUAAGUGGGGGAAUUUCACGAAUAAACAACUUAUGCUUUCGGAAACACAAAGGCGAAAAUCUAGAUAUGAAGGAAAUUAGGGGUGAAAUGGGCGAGGUACAAGGAAAUAGUAUAGAAGAGAUAGCCCGUUGCUAUGAGGGAAUGGAGUCUGCGACUGUGAGUCCUCCACGGUGUCGCGCGCUUGGAAGAAAUUAUAUCUCAUCCCAAAAAUUAGGCAGCUCCAUUUGUGUUGUGUGCUUAGCAGCUCUAAAAAUUAGAAAGCUCGCAAAAUGCUUAACAGCUCAGGUCGACGAUUUCCGCAGGUUCUGCUUUGUUGUUGUGUGCGAUGAAAUAUUCGAAGGAGAUGACAUUCGAAGGAGAUGACAAGGUUAAAGAAGGCUUUAAGUAAAGGCAGAGCCGUCUGAACGGCAAAGAGUGUUAAAAUGAAGCUGAACUAUUAAGUCGAAUUUUGUUUGAGCGAAUAAGUACUAUUUCUUAUUAAGUCCCAAGUAAAUAGGGGUGAGUUCGGUUUAUGCGGUUCGGUUUUGACCUAAAACCAAAUGUAGAAUCAAAUUAAAAACUUCGGUUCGGUUCGGUUCGGUUUGCUCAUACUUUUUUGUCCAACCACGGUUGAAUCGGUUCGGUUUUGUUCGGUUUGACUCCGGUUUUUUCGGUUUUAAACCAAAAAGACACAUACUUUCUGAAAAAAGAAAUGAGGUGCAAAUAACCAAAGUGUAGGAAAAUAAAACACUAAGUAUCGAAGAAUGUCAAUCCCUGCCUUACAAUUUAAAUAUAGUGCACUAAACAUUAGUACUUGACACCUAAAAGCUAAAUGCAAUAAACUUGAAAAUAGUGCAGCAAAAUAAAAUGCAGUCCCAAUUGAAAUGAAAAUAAAAUGCAGUCCCAAAAUAAAAAGAAAAAAGCAAAUGCA
Molecule: messenger RNA, 1260 nt
Organism: Cuscuta europaea
Lineage: Eukaryota; Viridiplantae; Streptophyta; Magnoliopsida; Solanales; Convolvulaceae
Source: the annotation of a GenBank genome assembly